Colletotrichum spaethianum is the source of this 1113-nucleotide messenger RNA. RefSeq lists its product as uncharacterized. Lineage: Eukaryota; Fungi; Ascomycota; Sordariomycetes; Glomerellales; Glomerellaceae. Bases 1 to 1113 code for a protein of 370 amino acids. The transcript has a single exon. The record is from RefSeq and is a predicted model, not a curated record.
AUGACCUUGCUGCUCAUUGCGUUUGAGUUUAUCCAAGGCAACAUGAAGAACGUUGACUCUCUGAUGGGCACUGGCAUGCGUCUUUUAGAAAACAAGAUCACAUUGUUACACGACUUACAGUCAGAACAUGGAUCUAACAACAGCGUGGAGUAUACAUCGUCUCAUUUACGAAGCAAUGUUCCCGAUGAUGAGAUGGACGACAUCGAGCACCUGCUGCCGUGUCUGUGCCUCAUGGCCGGCUUCACCCAUUUCUUCCAGUCGCACCGUAACAGCGUGCUCUUGAUGAACAGCAGCCCGAAACUUCAACUUCCCAAGCCAGGUGUCACUGUUUUGGCGAAACUUCAGACGCUAUGGGGCCAGUUCUUCACGCGAGCUGUUGUACAUGUUAUGCGCACAGUGCACGAUCAGCUCAACUACAACCCAAGGGACUUGACAAAGGCAGCGGAAGAACAGGAGCGCUUCGUGGAGUACAUAGGCAUGUGGAAUGGCGCUUUGGAAACAUACCUCAACGAUCCAACGAUCGAUGCGGAUGCAAGACGAACUCUGGACAGCAUACAAAUCCAACGACUUUUAAUUCACAUUGUCAUCAGUUGUAGUCUUGACCGCAGCGAGAUGAUGUACGACAUGUUUGAAGAAGAGUUUAGGGAGCUUCUGCACCGGGUCGUUUGUUAUCUGCGAGAUCCCGGCCCGAUAUCGAAAGUGUCCUUCACCUUCUCAGAGGGCUUGACGUCUCCGCUGGCUAUGAUCAUUGGGAAGUGCCGGAACCAUGACUUGAGAAUGCAGGCUAUUCAUGUAUUAAACAACCUAUCAUGGAGGGAGAGCGCCUUUGAUGGGCAGGCUUUGGUAAUUGGCAAGUCAGGCGUCGUUUUGCUCGAGGAGCGGGGCAUGGACGAGAAUGGGUUCAUCCCGCCCGAUUCGAGAUGGAUUUGGAUGUCGGGCAAGUGGGAUAUCGAGAAGCGAGAGCUUCUCGCGACGUAUUUCAGGUUGACGCCGAACGAGGACGGCACGCCCUGUCAUACACAGCUCACACUCGACAUGGACAAUCUGAUGCACAGCUGCGGCCUAAUAGGGUGCCCGGGGCGUCACGACCCUUUUCAGAAUUAUGUAGUGUGA